AUGUCAAAUGCUAAUAGCAAAGCACUUAACGCAAUUUUUUGUGGUGUGUCCCCAAAUGAGUUCCAUCGGAUUUCACAUAUCACCGUUGCCAAGGAAGCAUGGCAAAUUUUGGAGACCACUUAUGAGGGUACAAAGAAAGUUAAGGACACAAAGCUACAGAUGUUGACUACCCGGUUUGAAGAGCUUAGGAUGAACGAGGAUGAGUCUUUUGACUUUUUCUAUAGUAAUCUAAAUGAAGUGGUCAUCAGCAAGUUUAAUUUGGGAGAGAAAAUGGAGGACUCGAAAGUUGUACGAAAAAUUCUUUGUUCAUUGCCAGAGAGCUUCCAUGCAAAGGUGACUGCAAUUGAGGCGAGCAAGGACCUUGAUGAAAUCAAAGUCCAAGAGCUGAUUGGUUCUCUCCAAACGUAUGAGCUUUCAUUACCGAAUCAAAGAAAGAGCAAAUCAUUGGCUCUUAAGACGAUAAAUGAAAGGGUAGAAGCUCAUGGCUCAUCGGAUGAGGAUGUAGUCGAAAAGGAUGUUGCCUACCUUGCAAAGAAUUUCCGCAAAUUUCUAAAGUUCAAGAAUAAUGCUGAAGAAGAUGAAGAUACAACUGGUCUUCAAGAGAACUACAAUUCACUACUUGAGAAGUCAGGAGAAUAUGCAAGGGUGGCCAAGGCAGCUGUGAAAAAGAUGAAGAAAGUUGAAGAGGACUAUAGAAGUCUUCUAGUGAGAUAUAAAGAGGCCAAGUGUGAGAUAGAGAUGCUAAAUGGUGAGCUAACCGAAGCUUACACCAAUACCUUCUACGACAAAACCGGAUUAGGAUACACUGGAGAAAGUAGUUCAGCUGUGAACAUCUCCAAAGAAGUGAAGUUUGUGAAGGCCAAAGAGUCGGUUGUAAUUGCCUCUACUGUUGUAAAGGCAAAUGUUGAGAAGAAGAAGAAUGUGACUGACCAACGGGUGUUGAACAAGCCCCGUAAUCAAUUCGUGGUCAGGUCUAAAGCCAGUGCAAAAUCUCUUCCACGAUCGCAAAGAGGUCCUAGAGCAAACCAUGUGUGUCAUCACUGUGGACUUCAUGGGCACACCCGACCCAAUUGUCAUAAGCUGAGAGCAUUGAGGAAUGCAAGUGAUCAAAGAUCAAGAAGGCCAAGAAAUGACAAGAGGACUUAG
Molecule: messenger RNA, 1146 nt
Organism: Quercus robur (English oak)
Lineage: Eukaryota; Viridiplantae; Streptophyta; Magnoliopsida; Fagales; Fagaceae
Exons: 3
Coding region: 1-1146 (381 amino acids)
Source: RefSeq, a predicted model, not a curated record